AUGGUUCAGACGUUAAGUCAUUCCAUCCCUACCUCUGCUGCAACUGAGGCCCCCGCCUCCGCCUCGUCGUCUUUUCCUCUCCUCACCACCUCCGCGAACGCGUUCAAAACGACCAAGUCCCCCGCGAAGCAGCCUCCACGGCCUGCCGCUCUCAAACCUACCGCCCCUCUUCCUCCUCCUCUUCCUCCUGCUCCUGCCUCCCCUGUGAAGCAAGGAACCAACGACACAGAUGCAGGCGGAGCAGGAUCAAAGGAUGGGGGCGAUGGGGAUGCUGGCAGUGCUGCAGGGGUCAGCGGGGGGGGGAAUGACACCAGCGUGUCCAACGUGACCAGCAGCCCGCCGAAACCGCUCAAGUCUCCGACUAAGCCGUCCAAGAGUCCGCAUAAGCCGGCCAAGUCGCCCAAGCCGCGGAAAUCCCCCAAGCCUCCCCCGACUUUCAAGUCCCCCAAGUCUCCCCCCAAGCCUUCCGCCAGUACGCCAUCCCCGCCUGCUGUUGUCGCUGCUGCUCCGCCUGACCCUCCCUCCCCGCCCUCCCCGUCACCCUCGACCAAGGCCCCCAAAUCACCCACACCCUCCAGCCCACCUCCUCCCAACCCAAUCAAGAGCCCUCCUCCGGUCAUCAAACCGCCUAAGAGCCCUCCUCCGGUCAUCAAACCGCCUAAGAGCCCUCCUCCCCCUAUUGCUCCACCAUCUCUACCCCCACCUAAGCCCCAAAAAUCUCCUCCUCCCCCCACCCUCUCGCCAUCUCCACCCUUAAAUAAGACCCAACCCCCUCCCAAAUCUUCACCCCCUCCUAAAUCCCCUCCCCCUCUCAAAUCCCCGUCCCCUCCCAAAUCCUCACCGCCUCCCAAAUCCCAACCCCCUCCCAAAUCGCCGCCCCCUCCCAAAUCGCCGCCCCCUCCUAAAUCGCCGCCCCCUUCCAAAUCCCCGCCUAAGGGGGGAGGAGGGGUUGCGCCAGGGGGGGAUGGGGAGGAAGAGGCGGAAGGGGAAGGGGAAGGGGAAUGGUACGAUCUACCUCCCAGCGUGCCGUCGGCCAGUAAGCCGGUGCCACCUGGCACGGGUGGCGUGUAUGACGUGAGGAGCUUUGGGGCGAAGGGGGACGGGAAGAGCAACGAUGGGAAGGCAAUCGAAGCAGCUUUUGCCGCCGCAUGUGCUGCGUCCCUCAACAGCAGCACAGCAACCGGAGUAGGAGGAGCAGCAGAUGGGGGUAAAGACCAGGUUGCCCCAACGGUGCUGAUUCCGGGUAAAUACACCUUCCACAUCAUGGGUGUUUCCUUCCUUGGCCCGUGCGGGCCUUCAGGCGUGAACGUGCAGCUGGAUGGAAACAUCACCGUGCCUCAGAACCCAAAGAUCUACACCGUUCCCAAGACUGGCCCCUUCACGAUUCUCUACUUUAAGGGGAUCACAGGGCUGAAGGUGUAUGGGAGCGGCGUGGUGGACGGGCGAGGGCAGCUGUUUUGGGAGCAGAAGGGGAAGGGCGAUCGGCCCAUGCUGCUGUACUUUUUCCGAUGCAACCAGACCGUGCUCAGUGGCAUCACUGUCAGGAACGCGGCCUUUUUCCACGUGCAGGUGUUUCGGUGUGCCAACAUGCGCAUCUUUGAUUUCCGCACAGACUCGCCGGCAGAGAGCAUCAACACGGACGGCAUCCACAUCUCCUCCUCCUUCAACAUCGACAUCCGACGGUGCACGCUCGGGGGGGGUGAUGACAACGUGUCCAUGUGGGACGGCGCUGUCGGCGUGACUAUAUCGAAUGUCACGUGCCUCACAGGCCAUGGCAUCUCCAUCGGAGCACUAGGAAGCGGCACGGUGUAUCCUGUCUCUUGCGUGUCGGACAUAUCAGUGAGGGACGUGCGGUUCGUCAACACCAAGAUAGGCCUGCGCAUCAAGACGUUCCAGGGUGGUGCAGGGAAGGCCACCAACAUCAUGUAUGACGGCAUCUCCAUGGAGAACGUGCGGUAUCCAAUCGUCCUCGAUCAGAAGAUGACACCAGCCGCCGUCAACCCGCAUCGAAAAAACGACCACGUUUUUUCACAGGGAGACCGCGCUAAGAAGAGGCGGCUACCAAACGGUCACGCUUACGAAGCAGUCCCGUUGGAUCCUGACGUCUUCGAGAUCGACGGCGAGAUCAUGUACGAAUCGGACGGCAAGAAGCGAAAGAUCUCCGCGGCGAACGGCGGGAAACGAGAGGAGUCUGGCGUUUCCAAGAUGGACGGCGACUGCACGGGUCCCAAUGAAAUCGGUCGGAAGCGCAAGGCUCUGACAGAAAUCAUCCACCGUGACGACCCAGGGAGCGUUUCGGAAGCCGUACGCGGGGUUCUUUCUAGGGGCGAGAGGAGAUCUCUUAGACGGGAGAUUAGAACGGAUCUGAAUACGGUGCUGGCUCUAGGUCGGAGAGUAGACGCUCGUGAGAAUAGAUUGAUGCAGGAGCCGCAGGUUAUCCUUAGUGACUCGCUUGGGGACCGGAGGGUUCGCAGAUCGGAAAACGGAGGAGCCACGGAGCUUUCGUCUGCAGGACAGCCGCUCGACGGGGGCUUAGGGGAGACAGCGCAGAGCGGGGGGCCCUUGGCGGUGGGAGUGGCGCAGCAACUCCACCAGCACCACCGAAAGGGGAGAGGGGCUGCUGGCGGGGAGAGAACACCAGGCGGGAAGGAGAAGCGGACGCCGAAGGCGAAUACAACGUACAUACACCCCGACUUCCUGUCCGCGGCCGAUAAGCUUCCGCCGCCAGAGAAGGGGAAGUCGAAGUCGUCUAGUCAGAAGAAGGGCGGGGGGAAAGGGGUAGAGCAGAAAGAUCCGCGUAGGCAGAAGGUCGAGUCCGCACGGGCGAAGCGGAUGGCGGAUGCGUUCCGCAUGUGCGGUGCGCUGCUCAAGCGAGUUAUGUCGCACAGGUUCUCGUGGGUUUUCAAUGUCCCUGUAGACGCGGAGAAGCUUAAGUUGCACGAUUACCACACGGUUAUCAAGAAUCCUAUGGAUCUGGGCACUAUCAACACGAGAUUAAAGGCGUCGGGUUACCAGCAUCCCGACGAGCUCCACAACGAUGUGCUGCUCGUUUGGUCCAACGCCAUGACUUACAACGGGGAAGGCAAUGACGUGUAUCACAUGGCGGCGGAGCUGAAAAACAUGUUCGAGCAAGGGUACCAAAAGGUUCAGCAGAAGCUGGACGAGGAUGCAGUUAAGAGGCGACAGGAGGACGAGUUGCUGGCAGCGGGAGGGGGUCUACCAGAUCCCAGGGACAAGUCGGAAGUGCUAGAGUUGGAGAAGCGGUUACAGAAGUUAGAAUCGCAGCUUGUGGCGAGUACUAAGGCGCAACAGCAGCAAGGGAAGGCCAGAGGGGGUCAGGCUAAGCCGCGAGCGGCUGAUACGAAGAAGAGGGACAUGACGUUUGCAGAGAAGCAGAAGCUGAGUGUUAAUCUGGGGAAGCUGCCUCCGGAGAAGCUAGACAGGAUUGUCCAAAUUAUAUCGGAGCGCAACCCGGAUCUGAGUCAGAACGCAGACGAGAUCGAGCUUGACAUUGACUCGCUGGACAGUGAGACGCUGUGGGAGCUGGAGAGAUACGUGGCCAACUGCAUGAAGAGCAAGAGCAAGCGGAAGAAGCUCCCUCUUUACGAUACUGUGCAACCCAAGGGCGUGGAUGCGUUCCCAGCAAGCUCAGCAGGAGACCUUAAAGAAGGUGAAGACAGCAUCGACAUUGGGGACGAAGGGCCUUUGCCUGCGCAGCCAGCAGGCCCCUCUAGGCCGGAGCCGUCAAGGGCGUCAGCAGGGAAUGGAGCACAAGGCGGAGGGGCUGCCUCUGACUCCUCUGGCUCGUCAGGCUCCAGUGAUGACAGUUCCUCAAGUGUUUACAACGGCGGAGGUCACGCGGUUGAUCAUGCCAGGGCAGGGGAUAGGAGAGGCAGCAGAGAGAGCAGUAGAGACGGAGGCACAGGCACCGGUUUGGCUGGGUGGACAGGUGGGGAAAGGAGAGGCUUGCGGAGAAAGUUCCUAGAUGAGCUGGAGCAGCUGCAGGGGUUAAGUGAGAAAGUGGAAGCCAGGGAGGGAGCAUUACGGCGCGAGGAGUUGUCAGGGAAGGGUGCGGAGAGCCGGAAGCGGAUGAGACGUUCCGAGAACGGUACGAUUGCAUCUCACACGGUGGAAUCCGGGUCGAUGGACGCUUCGCCUGUCGCUGUAGCCGCUCCGCUCGUUCCUGCGCCCCCAGUGCGAAUACAGGGUUCAGAGACGGAGUUUUCAGGCAAGGGGUGGAUCGCACCGUUAGGCGCUGAUUCGUUUCAUGCUAAGGAGAAGGCCUUGGUUCCCGAGAGAGGCAAGGGGAAGAAUGUCCCUGCAAACACGCCGGAACUCGAUCUGAAACGACAGAAAAUCGAAGCUGCUAGAGCGAGGCGAUUGAACGACAUUUGUAAGCAGUAUGCGACGCUGCUGAAACGACUGAUGUCGCAUAAAUACGGAUGGGUGUUCAAAGAGCCCGUCGAUGCGGUGAAGCUCGGUUUACACGAUUACCACACGGUGAUCAAGAAUCCGAUGGACCUGGGUACGAUUACCGCGAAAAUCAAGUCGUCGGGUUACCUUCAUCCAGACGAACUGUACAGCGACGUGCAGCUGGUUUGGUCGAACGCUAUGCGGUAUAACGGGGAAGGCAGUGACGUGUAUAUCAUGACGUUGGAACUGAAGGGCCUGUUCGAGCAAGGGUACAGGAAGAUCCGACUCAAGGUGGAGGAAGAUGCCGCGAAACGCAGGCAGGAAGACGAGGAGCUGAUGGUUGUAGAGGACGUUAAGGGAGCUAAGGCAACUAGGGAGACCAGCGACGGCCGUGAGAAGCCGGAGGUUCAAGAGUUGGAGAAGCGGCUGCAGAAGCUCGAGUCGCAGAUGCAGGCCGGUGGGAAGGUGACGAGCCAAGGAGUAACGCAGGUUCAGGCGAAGGGGAAGGUUCCCCUGAGGGACAUGACGUUUGCGGAGAAGCAGAAGCUGAGUGUUAACCUGGGGAAGCUUCCACCGGAGAAUCUGGAUCGGAUUGUGCAGAUCAUAUCCGAGCGCAAUCCUGAUUUGAGUCAGAACGCGGACGAGAUCGAGCUUGACAUUGACUCGCUGGACAGUGAGACGCUGUGGGAGCUGGAGAGAUACGUGGCCAACUGCAUGAAGAGCAAGAGCAAGCGGAAGCGGGCUCUGCUGCAGCAGAAGCAAUCGGUGCCUUUGUCCAAGGUUCCUGACGCUCUUCCUGCUUCACAGCAGGAGCUCAAAGAAGGCGAGGACAGUGUUGACAUUGUGGAGGAAGGUUCCGGUCUUGUUCAUGGGGCUGCUGCUGUCACUUCUGCUGCAGACUCGGCAGCAGCCAAGCUGCCUGCUGGGAAUGGAGUAGGAGGGAAGGCCAAUCCAGGCACCUCAGGAUCAUCCAGUUCGAGCGAUGAUAGCUCGUCCAGUGAUAGUGACUCAGACAGCGGCACAUCCUCCAGCGAGUCUGAUCAGGAAGAUCGGCGCUCCAAGGGAACUCCUUCUGAGCCUGCCCGUGGGAAGCAGAAUCAGAGCAAGGAUAGUGCAAAGGCCAGUGAUAUAUGCUCCUCGCCUAAUGCUGGGGGUGACAGUGUUGCUGCAAGUGAAGGGGUGAAGAUGGAGGUUGAUGUGAAGCAAGAUGAAAAGCCAAAGGAGGUGAAGCCAUCUUUCAAAGAGCGAGCUCGUUUGGAAGCUGAAGCCAGGGCAGCACAGGAGACUCGCAGGCGGAAAGAAGCAGAGGUGGCUAUUGAAGCCCGGAAAAAGCUGGAGGAGCAAAGGGAAGCAAUGCGUCGUGCUCUGCAAGGGAUGGCAAAGUCCGUGGAGUUGGACGAGAGCCAUGCCAUCAUGAAGGACAUGCACCUUCUGAGUGCUCCUGCUGAGCACAUCAGCAUUGGUCCUGACCGCUCCACCGAAUUGCUGUUUGGUGGUGAAGGUGCAAGAGUCUCAGGUUCUCAACAGGGAAUGAACGUGUUAGAGCAUUUAGGGCUAUCACUAAGAGAUGAAUCAGAUGGAGAAGAGAGUGAAGAUGAAAUGGAGGCAGACAGAAGCAAGGAAGAAGUGGAAGAUGGGGAAAUCUGA
Messenger RNA from Closterium sp. NIES-65, 6060 nucleotides. NCBI's taxonomy places the organism in Eukaryota, Viridiplantae, Streptophyta, Zygnematophyceae, Desmidiales, Closteriaceae. The record is from the annotation of a GenBank genome assembly.